AUGUCGUUCGAUAAAGACGUCGAGAAAAUCGACCCUGAAAAACGGGGAUCGGUUACUGGAGCCUCAGAGGAUGGAUCUCACGCUAUAGCCGCCGAAACCUUUGAGGUUGGUGACUCGGUAUAUGCGAGGCUACAAAGGUUUGCAGGAAAAUGGAAUAUCGAACAGAGAGGUAUCGAGCGGGUCCCUGAAUCCGAGAAAACCGAUACAAAACUCUACAAAGCCGGUACAAUGUGGCUUGCCGCAAAUCUCGUAGUCUCCUCCUUCGCAAUCGGAGUAUUGGGUCCUCACAUCUUCGCCCUCGGCUGGCGUUCCUCAUGGCUCACAAUCCUCUUCUUCAACCUCCUUUCCAUCACUCCAGUCUGCUUUUUCUCUACCUUCGGUCCUGAAUUUGGUUUACGCCAGAUGAUCCUUAGUCGGUUCUUCUUUGGCGCUCACCUAGUCCGAUUCAUCGCCUUCCUCAACUGUUUAGCCUGUAUCGGCUGGUCCUCCGUAAACGUUAUUGUCGGCGCACAGUUGAUUCACACCGUGAACCACUCCGUUCCAGAGUAUGCCGGAAUCUUGAUUAUCGCAUUCUGCACAUUCAUCAUCACUUGCUUCGGAUACAAGGUUGUUCACUACUACGAAUUCUACUCUUGGAUCCCAUGCUUCAUCGUCUUCCUGAUAACUGUUAUCCAAUUCGCUAGAAGCGGCGUGUUUACUGCCAUCCCCGAUGGAAGUGGAAAGGCAACCGCCGGCUCUAUACUAAGCUUCGGAGGCGCGAUUUAUGGUUUUGGAACCGGAUGGUGCUCUUAUGCAGCGGACUAUACCGUUUACCAACCAAAAUCUGCCAACAAAUAUUUAGUAUUCUUCUAUACCUGGGCUGGUCUCAUCUUCCCCCUUCUAUUUACCGAAAUCCUAGGCGCAGCGAUCUACAUGGGCACCUACAGCUCAGAAGUCUACAAAACGGGCUACGAAACCGGAAAAAUCGGUGGUUUAUUCGGCGCAGUACUCGUCACCAACUCUCUAGGCAACUUUGGAAACUUUUGUUUGAUAAUUCUAGCCCUUUCGAUUAUCGGUAACAACUGUCCAAACAUCUAUUCUAUCGGUUUAUCCGUUCAGGUCCUCUCUACAAAACUUCAGCGAGUACCUAGAUUCAUCUGGACCUUCAUCGCUACAUGUUGCUACAUCGCCAUCGCAAUCCCAGGAGCCACACACUUCGAAACCGUCCUUGAAAAUUUCAUGUUACUUAUCGCUUACUGGUUGGGCAUCUACGAAGGUAUUUCUUUAACUGAACAUUUCAUCUUCAGACGAGGGUUUAAGGGUUAUGAAGUAUCACAUUACGAUCAACCCGAUAAGCUCCCUGUUGGCAUUGCAGCAGGAAUCGCCUUCUGUGCAGGCAUUGGAGGCGCUGUGUUGGGUAUGUCGCAGGUAUAUUGGAUGGGACCUAUCGCAAGGCUUUGCGGAGGAGAGUUUGGAGGCGAUGUAGGAUUCGAAUUGGCGUUUGGGUUUGCGGCGGUGACCUAUGUUGCGCUUAGACCUUUAGAGAAGGCGAGGUUUGGAAGGUAG
Orbilia oligospora ATCC 24927 is the source of this 1545-nucleotide messenger RNA. RefSeq lists its product as uncharacterized. The record is from RefSeq and is a predicted model, not a curated record. Gene Ontology annotation, cellular component: plasma membrane; fungal-type vacuole membrane. The transcript is spliced from 2 exons. Lineage: Eukaryota; Fungi; Ascomycota; Orbiliomycetes; Orbiliales; Orbiliaceae. Gene Ontology annotation, biological process: transmembrane transport. Gene Ontology annotation, molecular function: transmembrane transporter activity. Bases 1 to 1545 code for a protein of 514 amino acids.